Molecule: messenger RNA, 2898 nt
Organism: Oncorhynchus tshawytscha (Chinook salmon)
Lineage: Eukaryota; Metazoa; Chordata; Actinopteri; Salmoniformes; Salmonidae
Gene: rad51b
Product: RAD51 paralog B
Exons: 10
Coding region: 541-1569 (342 amino acids)
Biological process (GO): double-strand break repair via homologous recombination
Cellular component (GO): Rad51B-Rad51C-Rad51D-XRCC2 complex
Molecular function (GO): DNA binding; ATP hydrolysis activity; ATP binding
Source: RefSeq, a predicted model, not a curated record
GACGCUAACCCUCUUUAAACUCCACUGAAGAAGAAGAAGAAGAAGCAGAAGUGGGGGUAUUUUAUAUGCCACACUGCUGUCAAGGCAACAGAACUCAUGUUGCUAGCUAGCAGGGCCGUGAAAUAAAUUAAAUCAUGUUGCAAAACGUGGAAUUUCUUAUAUUUGAGGCAUAAUUUGCUUGCUAGAGCAAUUAGAUUCUAGCGUUUGCCACUUGCGGAGCGAACUUUAGCCACUCGUUGUUGCUGAAGUUAGCUAGCUAGCUAGCUAACAAAACAAGUUUGUCACAGACAAAAGGGGAAACCAGUGUCUUUGAGUUUGUCAUUUUGUAAAAAUAAUAUAUGUUCUACGUAUUAACUAGUUAACUAUGGCAAGUAAAAAGCUCAGAAGAACGGGUGUGUCACUCGAAGUAUGCGAACGACUCAAGCGCCACCAAAUUGAAAGUUGCCAGAAUAGAUGGAGUAGAAACGAGAUGCCUUUCGCAACGGUGACUACUAUGCCCCUUGUCACCAGGACCUGCUGUCCCUCACACCUCUAGAGGUGAUGCGCCUCGCGGGGCAGAGUUACCAACAGGUGUUGAUGCUACUUCAGUCAGUCAGCAAGGCCUGUGCCCCCUCAAUGACCACGGCGUUGGAGGUGUGGAAGCAGAGGGCUGACCUGUGUUUCUCCACAUCCCUACCUGCCCUGGACAGACUGCUUCAGGGUGGGCUACCACGGGGGACACUCACAGAGGUGACUGGCCCCUCAGGUUGUGGGAAGAGCCAGGUGUGUAUGAUGCUCAGUGUGCUGGCCACUCUGCCAAAGUACAUGGGUGGCCUCGACAGCGGAGUUAUCUACAUAGAUACAGAGGCGGCUUUCUCAGCGGAGAGGUUAGUGGAGAUUGCUCAGAGCAGGUUUCCAGACUACUUCUGUGAGAAGGAGCGUGUGUUGGAGAUGGCUGGACGUGUCCACCUUUUUCAGGAGCUCACGUGUCAGGAUGUCCUGGACAGACUGGAGAGGCUGGAGGAGGACAUCAUCUCCUCCAAGGCUGGGUUGGUGAUUCUUGACUCGGUGGCCUCAGUGGUGAGGAAGGAGUAUGACACAACACUUCCGGGGAACCUCAGUCACCGCAGCAACCUGCUGGGCCAGGAGGCUGCCACCCUCAAAUACCUGGCUCAGGCCUUUCACAUCCCUGUGGUCUUGACCAACCAGAUCACGACGCAUGUGGGCGAUCGAGGGGAGAGAGGCGCUGCGUCAUUCAGGGGAGCAUCCGAUGAGAGGGAUUCUGGGUAUGUGACGGCGGCGCUGGGGAACACAUGGAGUCAUAGCGUCAACACCCGCCUCAUUGUCCAGUAUGUAGACGCACACCAAAGACAGAUUGUGAUAGCGAAGUCACCUGUGGCCCCGUUUGCUGUUCUAAACUACACCGUCCAGAAGGAGGGCAUCCGUCUAGAGGAUGUGCGGACCAGAAACCCAGUGACAACACUCGGGUCUGUAGCUGUCAUUUCCCGGCGGGAAAGAGAAAUGAUCAACCACACCCUCAGCAAGUAUGCUGGAUGUGAUGUACUCUCUCACUCUGAGGGAAAGACAUAAUUUAAUCGUCACAGAUUUAAAUUCCCACUGUGCCCAUGAUAGAAUACAAUGUGAAUUGUUUUGUACUACUGAAUGAAACUGAGAUGCACUCAGACCAGCCUUUGUGGUUGAACUUACAUCACUUUAGUUGGAUGCUUUGAGCAAAACUUGUAUGGAAUAUAACCUAUUCUGGGAGCCUAGUGUGUGUGUGUAUGAACUAUGUGGAAUAUUUUUGGACCAUUGUCUUCCCUGAAAACGGGUACUGACAAGAGGAGCAAUAUGAAUCUGUCAGAUGUCGUCACGCCAGAUGGGGAUGGUGAUGGAAGCUUUGGUGGUACACACAACGAAGAAGCAGAUGUCCCUUCCAGUGAUGUGGAGCUGACCUUGGACCUGGUGCCAGUAAGGAUGGUCUUCAGAGGCUGUAAGACCCUCCGUCCUUGAAAUAGAAUUUCUUUGACUUUACUGCCUCUUCAAUGGUAAGGUACCUUGCACCAUAGGGACACUUGAAAUCCACCACUGCUGUGUUGUCCACCAGACCAUCCAAGACCCCGUGACCCAAAUCCCUGACUCCUGCACAUCCGUCUAUGUGGUCAUUUGCCAUGAUGCCUCACUGGAUGGUCUGGUGCCCUUCUCUUCAUUAUCUGUGCUCCACUUUACAGACAACACCUCAUCCAACGACUGAUCUAAGGACCCUUUUUAGCAGCGAAGCAGUAACCCGCUUGGCCCUAACCACUGUUCCAUAAUUGCUGGCCGUCAACCUCCCUUUCCUCUUGGUGUGCCAGUUGGGGUUGGUGCUCUGUCCAACUGUUAUCUGCCCUAUAGCCUCCUGCUUCUCCACCGACAGCAUCAUGCCAGUCAGGAUGCCUCCAUGCCUCAGGUGCCUUUGUUUUUUAACUAUGUCCGGUACAGACAAUGAUGACAGAGAGGGUAGAGGUUGUUGUGGCUCAGGUUCAAGGAGACAUGAUAUUCCACUGAACCUGCCCCGGAGACGGUUCCUUAGCCACUGAAGAUCCUCCUCUGUGGGCUCUCGGAACAGAGGGUUGUAGUCUUCAGCCGGGUGCAGGUCCUUCACUAACUGACUGCACCUGGUUGGGCAUGGUUGGCUUCCUCCACUCACACUCCACAUCCGUACGGCUGAUAUUGGGAACUGCCAAAAUUGGCUGCAUGGCUACACUGAUGAGCUUCACGGAGGCAUUCCCAUGUGGUAGAGAGAAUCCCCUGGUCACCAAUAGAGGCCUGCCAAGAGGAAGGAUGUUAAGUGCCACAUGCCUUUCCAUGCAUGACUUUGAACACCUUGAAAUGCAUUCGUUGUAAGAAAUGUGCUGUAUAAAUAAAGUUGGAUUUGGUUGA